AUGCCUCCAGGCGGUGGAGGGGGAGGUGGGCAUCUACCACCACCAGGAGGGCCUCCAGAAGAUGGUCGAAUGAAAAGAGCUUCGACGGCCUGUAAAGAGUGCCAGAAACGAAGAACAAGGUGUAGUGGAGUACCUUGUUCGGAAUGUCAGGCACACGGCCGCGAUUGCAUAUUCGACGAAUUGUCCGACAGACGUCGCAAAGCUUCCGCGAAAAAGACGCAGGAAGAGCUCGCCAAUUUACGACUAUUUUUUGAUCAGCUGUUGGACGUAUUUCGCCUUAGUGACGGUGCUGCCAUUCAACAUAUGAUUGAAAUCAUUCGUUCCGGGGCAUCACAAGACGAAAUUCGCGCUGCUGUCCUACAACUCCUUCCCCAAAACGCGCCCUCGUCGCAUCAGCUCAACCCUCAGGUUCUCAAUGAGCAUCAUGAUAUGGGCAACUUUUUUGAGCCUCAUUGA
Molecule: messenger RNA, 456 nt
Organism: Penicillium angulare
Lineage: Eukaryota; Fungi; Ascomycota; Eurotiomycetes; Eurotiales; Aspergillaceae
Product: Zn(II)2Cys6 transcription factor domain-containing protein
Exons: 2
Coding region: 1-456 (151 amino acids)
Biological process (GO): regulation of DNA-templated transcription
Molecular function (GO): DNA-binding transcription factor activity, RNA polymerase II-specific; zinc ion binding
Source: RefSeq, a predicted model, not a curated record